Messenger RNA from Symbiodinium natans, 1845 nucleotides. The record is from the annotation of a GenBank genome assembly. Lineage: Eukaryota; Dinophyceae; Suessiales; Symbiodiniaceae.
AUGGCCUGGACACGCUUCGUGGUCCUCCCUCUGGUCAACGUGGUUUCUUCAACAGCAGAGGUGCCUUGUGCAGGUCUCCCCUUCCACUGUGUGCCGGGUGGCCAGCCGGUGCCAUGCAGACCGGCCUCGGCUUUCAAUUGGCCCGCAAUCCUGGAGCUCCUCCGGAGCGACGAGGCCGCGGCGGUGCUGGGCGCCUCCCCUGCGCUCCUUUCCGAAGUGCUCGCAGCGGCCGAUGGCGCUGCAGGAGGGGCGCCCUGUGACGUGGCAGCAGCAGCCGAAGCCAAAACGCGCCUGGCCACUCUCCAGGCGGGUGGCACCUGGUUGGCCCCUCGCCAAAGACGCGGACUGGUGCCCCCGCCUCUUGGUGCCGUGCAGCCGGGCGGCUGGCUGAACGAGACUCUGCAGCGCAGCGCCGAGGGCCUGGCGGGCCGGCUCUUCGAGUUCUAUCCGCCGGUGGUGGACUCCAACUUUGUGGGGGGAAGGUCUUCGUAUUCCAGCCUACAUGAGGACUUCCCCUAUGCUCUGAAUGGCUUGGUGGCUUUGGCUGCAGCCGCCGGGCAGCAGCGGGUGACAGCGCUUUGCGACGAGGCGAUCGAGCGACUUCUUGCAGCAUCGUCCGGAGGCUGGCUGGGUCCGGAUGACUGGCCCUCUCUGGUGGAGGAACCCGAGGAGGCGAUGGCCGAGCGCUUCGGCCAACUGUCAGGUUCCCUUUGGGCCAGGUUCCCUGCGCUCCAAGCGUUGGUCCAAUAUGGGGAGUGGCGGGCCAAAGUGCCCGGCGACCGCGGAUGUCGCGCUUUUCUGGCCGCUGAGGCUUUCGUCUUGGAGCUGGGUCGCAGGCUGGACGAAGGGCGCUUGCGCCUCGUGGCGUGGAGCUCGGCGCGCUGGCCGGAGCUGCUUUGGGCCCUCCAGGCCCUGCGCCGGGCCAAGGGCCCACGCGCCCUUUGCGGCGCGCCGGCCCCGGACGGCCUGGCGCUGAGGCGCCUCGCCUGGCUGGCGCGGCUGCAAGGCUACGACUGGCACCGCUGGUUUAGCAACGAGACCUUUCCCAAGCAGGCCUUGAGCCGUGAGGAGUUCAGCCUCUACUCGCACGGCGUGAACAACGCCGUGGCGUUGAAGUUCGCGGCGCUCUGGAGCAAGGAGAUGGGGGACGCGACUGCCGAGGCAUCCCUCUUCGCCUGGCGCCAGCUGCAGCAACACCAUGGAGUGGCCUCAGGUGCUUUUGGCGCCGACGAGCACCUCGCGGGCCGCGAGCCCCACCGUGGCACGGAGCUUUGUGUCGUGGUGGAGUCGAUGCGCAGCCUGGAAGAGGCCUAUGCUGCGAUGCCAGACAGGCCCGAGCUCGCCGACGGCUUGGAGGUUCUGGCAUUCAACGCGCUGCCUGCGGCGGUAAGCGACGACAACUGGGCGCACCAGUAUCUUACCCAGUCCAACGCAGCCUACGCUGGCAUUGAGUCCGUGGAAGGCGCCGAGGACGACGAGGGGCCUCGAAUGUCGAAGACGUUCGGCAACGUCGGCCUCGACGCCACAGUCUACGGCCUAUCCCCGAACUUUCCAUGCUGCACCGUCAACUUCGCCCAGGGCUGGGGCAAGUUCGUCGCCUUGGGUCUGUGGCUCUUCGAGGAUGGUGGCCGCGACCUCGGCCUGAGCGAAACGCCAAUCCUCCUCUCGGCGGCCUUCGCGCCCUCCGUGAUUGCCGUGCCGGCGCCGGUUGGCGGCCAGGUGGAGCUGUCCACUGCGUAUCCCUUCAAUCCCGAGGCAGGUGGGGUAUACAAGGGGCAGUCCAUAUGUGAGCCGUUGAGCGAUUUUGUGCUGGAGGAGGACCACGAUGCCGAGCUCCUGGACUGA